GAAAGUAUCAAAGAAGGUUAUCAUCUCAUCUCAUAUCAUAAUCAAUGCCGGCACCAGUAAACAAGAUCACUAUAAUGACGACAAGACUUUAACUCUAUAUAUGACAUAACUAUUAUUUUGCCCGGUUGGCGCAAUUGAUGUUAAGAAUCACGCAGUCGAUGCCGCCAGAGUCAAUCUGGAAGGUAGAAUUGCAUCCCAAGAUGUUCGCUGCUUGGCGAUUUCUCCAAAAUGAAGCAAAAAACCUACAUCGCCCCCCAAUGAUUUAUAUUCGCACCAAUUACGAAUCUUUGAAAGAGAACAGUUCAUUUUCCAAUGCUACCGCGUAGUGCUAAGUGCUGAACUCGCCAUCAGGGAUCAUAUCACCUUAUUGUUUGUUCAUGGUAAGCAAGCCAAGCCCUGACUGUAUAUAUAUACCUUACCUACCUACCUACCUAGGUAUUGUACCUUAUAUAUACGCAGGUGCUUUGCAGGAUUUCUCUUUUCGCUUCAUAAGCUCUUGAUUUGCUGCUUCGUUCUUCGCAAUGAGGUUUUCUCUAUUAGUUCCAAUUCUAGCUUCGCUCGUUGCAAGCGUUCCAAUAUCUCCUAGGAACGAUGUCGUAUCCUAUGAUGGAUACAAGGUCUUGCGGAUAAACACGCAUGGGCACCCAUCGUCUACCAAAGAGAAACUCUCGGGAAUACUUUACGAACAGUGGAACCGAGAUGUCUACAAGCACCUAGAUAUCCUCAUUUCCCCUGAUCAGGUUGCCACGUUCGAAGCACUUGACCUUGACUAUGAAGUCAUGCACGAGAACCUGGGAGACUCGAUCGCAUCCGAGUCUAUUUCUAACUCUGUCUGGAAAAGACAGACUGGGGACCUCUCGUGGUAUGAUUCGUACCACGACUAUCAGGAUCAUAUCCAAUAUUUCGAGGAUUUGCAAAAGUCAUUCCCAAACAACUCAGAGCUCAUUUCAUCUGGCACCUCUUAUGAGGGGAGAAAUAUAUACGGUCUCCAUCUAUGGGGCGCGAGUGGACCCGGAAAACCGGCAGUGCUUUACCAUGGAAAUGUGCAUGCGAGAGAAUGGAUUACAUCGCCGGUCGUCGAGUAUAUAACGCUCCAGCUAGUUAAUGGCUACAGUGGCGGCGACAAUCUCACUCGUUCCUUUUUGGAUAAGUAUGACUUCUACAUUAUACCAAUUGUGAACCCGGACGGUUUUGUGUAUUCUCAAACAACUGAUCGCUUGUGGCGUAAAAACCGCCAACCACCACCUGGGAACCAGUCUUGCAUUGGUCGGGACAUUAACCGUAAUUGGGAAUUUGCAUGGGAUGCGAACCCAUUAGGCGCCUCCACAAACCCAUGCUCGCAGAGCUACAAGGGCGAGGCACCUUCUGACACACCGGAGAACCAGGGUUUAGAUAAACUUGUACGUCAGUUACGCGAUGGCGCGGGCAUCAAGCUAUACAUAGACUGGCACAGUUAUGGGCAAUAUAUUCUAUCGCCGUUUGGGUACAAGGAGACGCUAUAUGCGCCCGAACUUGGCAAGUGGACCAAGGCAGCUGGCAUAGUCAGUGAAACGAUUCGGGAUAGUUCAGACGCGCGAACUACCUUUACUUUCGGACCUAGCGGAGCGACUCUGUAUCCAACGACAGGUGCGGCGCCUGACCACGUUUACAGCAUUGGAUAUGCCGAGUUCUCCUAUACCAUCGAACUCCGGGACACGGGCAGAUUUGGUUUCGUACUGCCUCCCGAGCAAAUUAGGCCUACCGCUGAAGAACAGUGGGAGGGACAAAAGGCUUUGCUGGGUUUACUGGACGAGGAGUUCUUCGAUGGUGAGGGCCCGGCUUGACCAUCAGGGGAGCGAAAGCUACUGGAAGGAGCUCGAUAAUAUACUCGUAUAGUUAUAAUACUAUAAUGUAUACCUAGACUAGGUAGUCUAGGUAAAAUUGACUAAUUGAAAACAUGAUCGGAAUAA
Messenger RNA from Daldinia vernicosa, 1949 nucleotides. RefSeq lists its product as uncharacterized. The transcript has 3 exons. Lineage: Eukaryota; Fungi; Ascomycota; Sordariomycetes; Xylariales; Hypoxylaceae. The record is from RefSeq and is a predicted model, not a curated record. Gene Ontology annotation, molecular function: zinc ion binding; metallocarboxypeptidase activity. Gene Ontology annotation, biological process: proteolysis. The coding region runs from base 522 to 1823 and encodes 433 amino acids.